This is a messenger RNA of Closterium sp. Naga37s-1, 1176 nucleotides long. Lineage: Eukaryota; Viridiplantae; Streptophyta; Zygnematophyceae; Desmidiales; Closteriaceae. The record is from the annotation of a GenBank genome assembly.
AUGACACUUGAAUGUAGAUUUCACCGUGGCGAUGAAGGUGGUGCAUAUCUGCAGCUGGUGAAGCUGCAGGAGAUGGUUGGGAGUGGGAGGGAGGGGGGUGGGGAGGGUGGCGGUGAGGGAGAGGGUGGGAAGGUGGAGGGAGAAGGGAAGGGAGUGGGGGUGAGUGGUGGGGGGGAGGGGAAGGUGGGGAAGGAAGGGAGUUCGGAGGAGACCAGCACCAGCAGCAGCAGUGCUGAUGGUGAUGAUGAUGAUGAUGAUGAUGAUGAUGAUGAUGAUGAUGAUGAUGAUGAUGAUGAUGAUGAUGACGAUGAGGAGGAGGAGACAGAGGGAGAGGGAGAGGGGGGAGAGGAGGUUGGGGAGGCUGCUGGCAAGGGGGAAGGCAUGGGGACAGACCCAGAGCAGGGCGAGAAGGAAGGCGCAGGAGAGAAGGCCAGGAGGGAGAAAGCGGAGAAGAAGGAGAAGAAGAAGCAGAAGAAGAAGGAGAAGAAGGACAAGAAGAGGAAGAAGCGGUCUCCGUUCCUGCGCCUGGCGAUGCUGAACAAGCCCGAGUGGCCAUAUGCGCUCUCAGGCACGGUGGCAGCAGCGGUGCAGGGCGUCAUCCUGCCCUUCUUCGCCCUCAUCCUCUCCCGCAUCAUCACCGUCUUCUACAACCCAGACAAGGCCAAGAUGCGCAGCGACGCGGACUUCUGGUCGCUCAUGUUUGUCGUUCUCGCCGUGGUGGCUUGGGUUUACAUUGACAAAGCCAAGAUGCGCAGCGACGCGGACUUCUGGUCGCUCAUGUUUGUCAUUCUGGCCGUGGUGGCGUGGGUGUCCCGCACCCUGCAGACGUUCCUCUUCAGCGUGGCAGGGCAGCGCCUCAUCUGGCGCAUCCGCCGCAUGUGCUUCUAUUCCGUGCUGCGCCAGGAGAUGGCCUGGUUCGACCGCGAUGAGAACUCCAGUGGCGCCAUCGGCUCACGUCUCUCCUCAGACGCAACCCACGUGCACUCCAUAGUGGGCGACCGCCUGUCCCUCGCCGUGCAGAACGCAGCGACGCUCGCGGCGGGGCUCAUCCUGGCGUUCUCGUCCUCGUGGAUCCUCUCCUUCAUCGUGCUCGCCCAGUUGCCGCUCAUCGCUGCCGGCUCCAUCUUUCAAAUGAAGAGCCUGCAGGGCUUUGCUGAUGACGCCAAGGUGGGCUGA